Molecule: messenger RNA, 11044 nt
Organism: Hemicordylus capensis (graceful crag lizard)
Lineage: Eukaryota; Metazoa; Chordata; Lepidosauria; Squamata; Cordylidae
Gene: EGFR
Product: epidermal growth factor receptor
Exons: 28
Coding region: 701-4429 (1242 amino acids)
Biological process (GO): multicellular organism development; protein phosphorylation; cell differentiation
Cellular component (GO): basal plasma membrane; signaling receptor complex
Molecular function (GO): epidermal growth factor binding; ATP binding; epidermal growth factor receptor activity
Source: RefSeq, a predicted model, not a curated record
GGUACAAAAAUCCACCUGAAGGCAGCAAGGGCAAAGCCCCUCCCCCUCCCCCCCCUUAAAAAGCUGCUUUUUUGUUUUGUUUCCGCCUUCUCUUUUCCAUUGGCUUGCGAGACUCCCCAGAGCUGCGUGGCUGGGCGCACGGAGGAAAAAAAAACUAGAAGCCCCAAAAGUUUUGCUAGCGAGCUCAGCAAGGAAGAAGAAGAAGAGGCCUCGGUGAGUUGAGAGAACGCGGACACCUUCUCGGUUGCUUCUGGCCUCUCUCUGUGCCGCUCAGCUGACAGCUCUUCCCUCUCCAGUUACCGACACGCCACUGCUGGAGAGGGGCGCGAGCUCACCCCACGCGCACGUGGAGAGGGUCCAGUUGUGAAAAGCGCCCCGCGCCCAAUCAGCGAGCGCGCCGCAACCCCAGGCAGUAACCACACAAACAGCGCCUCUCCUGGCUCCUCCCUCCCCCACCCCCCUGCUUCGAUUGUCGUCUGGGUGAAGCAGAGAUCCUUCGGCAUGGUCCUCCGCAGCUCAGAGAUAGAGGGGAAGCCAGGCGAGAGGGGCCGCUGAGGACUAGACAGCGCCACGAGACGCCGAGCGCCGACCGGAGUCGUAUUCACCCUCACGCGCCUCUCUUUCCUCAGCUUCGUCUCGCCCGCAGUAGUAGUAGCAGCAGCAGGGCGCGCGCGCUCCGGAUUAUUGCCACAAGCCCAGGAUGGGGCACUGGACUCUCCUGUCUCAAGCUGCCUCAGCAGCCAGCGGGGAACGCUUCUGGGAGAGGCGUGCGGCUGCCGUCGUCUUCCUGGGGCUAUUGGCUAGCCUCUUAUGUACUGCAGUGGGAGAGAAGAGAGUUUGUCAAGGAACCAGCAACAAGCUGACACAGCUUGCAAGCGUGGAUGAACACUACAAUAGCCUGAAGAGGAUGUAUGAAGGCUGUGAGGUUGUACACGGCAAUCUAGAGAUCACCUACGUGAAUCAUAUAUAUAACCUCACUUUCUUGAGGAGUAUACAAGAGGUGGCUGGUUAUGUGCUCAUAGCAAUAAACACAGUGAAAAGUAUUCCACUGGAGAACCUCCAGAUAAUCAGAGGAAACACCCUUUUUGAAAAUGCUUCAUUAGCAGUUUUGUUAAAUUAUAAUGAAAUGAGGGGACUUGAAGAACUGCCAAUGAGACGUUUAGCAGAAAUUCUAAAUGGAGGAGUGAAAUUCAGCAGCAAUCCUUAUUUGUGCAACAUGGAUAAUGUUCUCUGGGAUGACAUUAUUGAUAAAAAACAUGGUGGUUUUGUAAUGCUUGAUAAACUUGAUGGAAUAGGAAGAUAUUCGGAGGAAUGGUCAAGGUCUGAUAAUAAAACUUGCCCCCAGUGUCAUCAUAAUUGCACAAGAAGGCACUGCUGGGGUGCUGGCCUAGAGAACUGCCAAACAAUAACAAAAGUUGAUUGUGCAGCGCAGUGUUCUGGCCGAUGCAAGGGGAGUGCACCCAGUGAUUGUUGUCAUACCCAGUGUGCAGCAGGAUGCACAGGUCCUAGAGAGAGUGACUGCUUGGCAUGUCGCAAGUUCUGGGAUGAUGCAACCUGUAAGGAAUCGUGCCCACCUUUGCAAGUGUAUAAUCCUAUUGCUUAUCAGUUAGAAGACAACCCAGAUGGCAAAUAUAGCUUUGGAGCAACUUGUGUAAAGAAGUGUCCACAUAACUAUGUGGUGGCAGACCAUGGCUCAUGUGUCCGGGCAUGUGGUGGGGAGUUUACUGAGGUGGAACAAAAUGGCAUUCGAAAAUGUAAAAAAUGUGAUGGCCCAUGUAGCAAAGUGUGUAGUGGGAUUGGAACAGGUGAACUUAAAGGUGUUCUUGCUGUCAAUGCAUCCAAUAUUGACUAUUUCAAAAACUGCACUACAAUAAAUGGAGAUCUCAUAUUUCUGAAAGUAACAUUUUUAGGUGAUGAAUACACAAACACACCUCCUUUGGACCCAAGGAAGCUGGACAUAUUUAAAACUGUUAAUGAAAUCACAGGGUUUUUGUUGAUCCAGGUUUGGCCUGCAAAUGUCACUGAUUUGCAUGCUUUUGAAAAUCUGAAGAUUAUACGAGGCAGAACAAAACAAAUGGGCCAAUAUGCUCUUGCCAUCACUGGCCUGAACAUAAGUUCUCUUGGCUUGCGCUCUCUCAAGGAAGUAAGUGAUGGAGAUGUCGUCAUUUUGAGAAAUGAUCGCCUCUGCUAUUCUAACACGGUGGAUUGGAAGAAACUUUUUGUGACAGAAAAUCAGAAAACAAAAACUUUGAAAAACAGAAACGAAACUGAAUGUGCUUCUACAGGUCAGAUUUGUCAUCCCCUCUGCUCAGAUGUUGGCUGCUGGGGCCCAGGACCCUACCAAUGCUUUUCUUGCCGUCACUUUAUUCGCCAGGGGGAAUGUGUGAAAGAAUGCAAAAUUUCCCAAGGGGAACCACGGGAAUUUGAAAGAGAUUCUGUGUGUCUUCAGUGCCAUUCAGAAUGCAUGGUGCAAAAUUCUACUGAAUUCAAUGUAACUUGCACCGGACCUGGUCCAGACAACUGCACAAAGUGUGCCCACUUUAUGGAUGGUCCUCACUGUGUUAAAACUUGCCCUGCUGGCAUUAUGGGUGAAAAUAAUACCUUAAUCUGGAAAUACACAGAUGAAAACUUCAUUUGUCAGCUGUGUCAUCCAGACUGUUCCCGUGGAUGCAAAGGACCUGGACUUGAAGGCUGUCCUAAUGGCUCUAAGAUCCCAUCCAUUGCAGCUGGAGUUGUUGGAAGCAUCCUUGGCUUAGUUGUUGUAGCAUUGGGCAUUGGUCUCUAUGUGCGCAGGCGUCGCAUUGUUAGAAAACGUACUUUGCGCAGGCUGCUGCAGGAAAGAGAGCUUGUUGAACCUUUGACACCCAGCGGAGAAGCACCAAAUCAAGCACUAUUAAGGAUUCUAAAGGAAACUGAAUUUAAAAAGAUCAAAGUUCUUGGCUCUGGAGCUUUUGGUACUGUUUAUAAGGGACUUUGGAUUCCAGAAGGGGAGAACGUUAAGAUUCCUGUGGCUAUUAAGGAAUUGAGAGAAGCCACAUCUCCCAAAGCCAACAAAGAAAUUCUUGAUGAAGCCUAUGUGAUGGCAAGUGUUGACAACCCCCAUGUCUGCCGUUUGCUGGGAAUUUGCCUCACAUCCACAGUUCAACUCAUCACCCAGCUUAUGCCUUAUGGCUGCCUUCUCGACUAUGUCCGAGAACACAAGGAUAAUAUUGGCUCCCAAUACCUUCUCAACUGGUGUGUGCAGAUUGCAAAGGGAAUGAAUUAUUUGGAGGAGCGCCGUUUGGUACACCGCGAUUUGGCUGCCAGGAAUGUCCUUGUUAAGACUCCUCAGCAUGUGAAGAUCACAGACUUUGGACUGGCCAAACUGCUUGGUGCAGAAGAGAAGGAGUACCAUGCAGAAGGUGGAAAAGUUCCUAUUAAAUGGAUGGCUUUGGAGUCUAUCUUGCACCGCAUUUACACCCACCAAAGUGAUGUAUGGAGUUAUGGCGUCACAGUUUGGGAAUUAAUGACAUUUGGAUCAAAACCAUACGAUGGGAUCCCAGCCAGUGAAAUUUCCUCUGUCUUGGAGAAAGGAGAACGGUUGCCUCAGCCUCCCAUUUGUACCAUUGAUGUCUACAUGAUCAUGGUCAAAUGUUGGAUGAUUGAUGCAGAAAGUCGCCCUAAAUUUCGGGAGCUGAUAGCAGAAUUUUCCAAAAUGGCUCGGGACCCCCAGCGCUAUCUAGUUAUACAGGGAGAUGAAAGAAUGCACUUACCAAGUCCAACAGAAUCAAAACUUUAUCGUACUCUCAUGGAAGAGGAGGAUAUGGAGGAUAUUGUAGAUGCAGAUGAAUACCUCAUUCCACACCAAGGAUUUUUCAGCAGUCCAUCAAAUUCACGGACACCUCUUCUAAGUUCUCUGAGUGCUACCAGCAAUAAUUCUACAGUUAUUACCUGCAUUGAUAGAAAUGGGGGGCACCCAGUGAGAGAAGACAGCUUUAUCCAGCGAUACAGUUCGGACCCAACUGGGGGAUGCCUGGAUGACAGCCUGGAUGAUAGCUUCCUUCCUGCUCCGGAAUAUAUGAACCAGCUGGUGACCAAAGAACCAUCAGCUCCUGUUGUGCAAAAUCCAGUCUACAACAGCUUGUCCCUCUCCAUUGGUCCAAAGCCUGUGACUGACUUAAACCAUCAGAAUUCCUACAGUACAGCACUGGACAACCCAGAGUAUCUCAACACAAGCCUGUCACCUUUUGCUAACACUGUUUUUGACAGUGCCCCCUACUGGGACCAGACAACCAACCACCAAAUAAAUCUAGAGAAUCCUGAUUACCAGCAAGACUUCUUGCCCAGGGAGAUCAAAUCUAAUGGCAUCUCCAAAGUUCCUGCGGCUGAAAACCCAGAAUACCUAAGGGUAGCAGCACCAAAAAGUGAAUACAUUGAAGCUUCAGCAUGACCACUAAGAGAGACUUCCUGUGGUACCAAAAAGAAGGCAGGAAUGCUGGUUGCUGUGCCAAACUAUGGGCAAAUAAAAGAGCAGUCACAACACACCACCAUACACACUUUUUUUCUUUCUGAAUAUGUGUGUUGAUUUCACUCAGAUUGUUUAGGACUUCUAUUACCUGUUUCUGUGGAAGAUGUAAUUUGGGACAUAGAGACAGCAUCCAACAAGCAAGAAAACAUUGCUGCAUUCACUUCUUUCUGAACAAGCUGCAAAGGAUUGGAACCUCUGGAUGAAUUAAUAGCAGCUAUUUGAAAUGUUUUUUAUGAUCUGUAAUAAAGCAUUUUUGGUACUUUUAAGAGCUUUUAUGAUAUCAAGAAGCCUGGAUGAUACUGCUCAGUUACUAGAGAGAGAGAAAAAGGAGUCAAGACAUUUUACUGAGCCUCCUGAGCAGAACUGACCAAACUAAGAUUCCAGACAAAUGUGUUCCUGCGCAUUGGUCCAGAUCUUUAAAUACAAGCUUCAUGGAAUAUUUUGUUGUACAAACCAGGAGAGCAAGACAUUUGGAAAAUGUGGAGAUUCUACUCAAGCUGUUUCUCAAAACAAUGGAAUAGACGAGAGAGAAUCUAAUUAGCCUUGGUCCAUUUAGCAGGACUUGCCUACAGCACUCACUGCCAACUGACCACUACUUUUGGGAAGCCAAAACUCUGCAGACUUAAGGCAUUGUUCAGAAGUGCUUAUAAAGUACUCACUAGACAAUCUUUAAAAUGAUCACUGUAGGCAUGGAUAGCAUUUUGGGUUCUUUGUUUUUCUGGCUCCAUUAUUUUCUCUAGAGUUGUGGAAAAUGAACUUUUUAAACACACACACCAUUUCCACCCACUGAAUUAAUUUUUGUGAAUUUAAAUAGUGAGGAAAUGCAAGGGUUGCAACUUUGGAUGAAGACCUGGUAUAGCUGUACACAGGUUAAUAGAAUUCAUGAAAUUUUCCUGCACAAACCAUAUAGGAAUGAAUGCUCUUACACAUCUCCCAUGUACCAGUGGAGUUUGCAGGAGAACUUGCUGAUCUGUAUUUUCCUGGGGGGGGAGGGACACAGGGUGGAAGAAACUCAGCUGAAAUGCCAAAAGCUGUUAAAAUAAAGGAAAAAUGCUUUUGAUAGUAUCACACCAAAAUACACAGACCUAUAAUUAGAGUUAACUUGUGCAUGAUCAAUAAACCACCAGUUCAUAUACAGCAAUGGUAGAAGAUCAUACUUAUACUUGACCACAGAUGUACCCAUAUAGGGAAAAUGUCAUGUGAAUCCGAGACAGAGAGUGCUCUGGAGUCUGGCAAACUUCCUUUGAAUGGAGAGGAGAAAGUGAUCAACAUGUAAAGUUUGUCUUGAAUCAUCAUUGCCCUUCAGGGAGGUAUAUUGAAAGCACCAUAACUUGUAUGGCCUAAAAUAUGCAAAAUGACCACUAAUACCAUAAAGGCACAUUGUAGCUCUCUAACUUCAUCCCGAAUUUAAUUGGAAUGAAAGUGCUCUUUCUGUUGUCUUAGGAAAAGAAGAGCAACAACCAUAAAUCUGCUGUAGUAUCAGAGAAUAUCUUAAUGAUUUAUGGACUGAAGCCACUAAGCUUUUUGGGGAAUUAGUAUGAUUUUAACACUUUUUUUCUAAAUAAAAUAAAAUACACUAGUUGUGCCCAGUUUUUCUGCUAAGGUUGUUAAUCAGUUCCUCGAAACCUAGCAGAAAUAAAAGCAAUAGCAACUUAGUCUCAGCUUCAUGUCCAUGUAGUCUUUCUCAUGUCUCUAAUACCAAAACAAAUUUCAGUUUAAUUUCACUUUGGUUUUUUAUUGAUUUCGUCUUAGUGAAGUCAGUGUCUUGGAAGGGGUGAGCUUAUAUGGUGAGCUUUUUACAGGAAUAUAAACCAGAUCAUUCUUCUGUGGUAACUUUUUUCUUAUUAAUGGGCCCCCACAUGGUGCAAUCCUUAAACCCUUGUACCUCUGCUUUAUUGGUUUGUGAAUUUGAUCUUAAAACCAUCAAAUAUAUGAAGAAACUAUGUUCAUCCUACCUUGUAGUUUUGUUAGAUUUUCAUCCUUGUGGUUGCUCUCCUAAACUAUAACAACAACAACAACUCAAGGCAAGUCUGAGAAACUUCACUAUUCACAACAGCAGGUUUACAAUAUGCUGUACUCUUUUCUACUUUCAAGGGAUUUAUAGCCCCUCCCAAUGUUACCCUUGCUGCAUGGCUCCCUCAUGCACUACUUGAACUAAUUUCUACACCAUUGGAACAUGGAAGGGUAACCUUGGAAGAAUUACUCUCAUUUUAUUUAUAGUUAAAUUUUUAUACUUCCUCUGCAUGCACACACACACCACAUCCCAAAAGGCUUCAGCAUGACUAUCAUAUUUAGGAUUGAUUCACCCAAGGGUUUUCUCUCCUUUCACAAUCUUCUGAUGGUGACAUCAGCAUGGAAUGCAGUCAUGGACUGUGUCCAAUGUGUGUUGGACUCUGACAGCCACAUAUCCCAACAAGCAUAAGGCAAAAGACCACCUGGUAAGGAGAGAGGUCAGCUGAAUCUAUCUUCAGACGUCUCAUAAUGUUCUGGUGGCUCUGUGGAAGGAGAUCAGCUGUUCAUGUAGGAGCAUCGUACACAGAUGCUAGAGCAUGUACAAUGCAGAUGCACUACAUCAUAAAUUCAUAAUUGGGCAACUGCAAAUCUCUUCAAUUGCAACUGAGAGUGUAGGAGUUGUGGCUAUGACUUUAUUUAAUGCCUUCGUAGUCUUGCAAUGAUUUAACACCCAAAUAGGUUGCUUAAACAGUUCCCAUUUAAAAUGGAUUUUUUCCUGUGGUAUUAAAUAUCAAUAUAGUACUAUAAGAUUCUCACAAGCAAUUCAGCUUUGCAAGGUUUUAUCAUCUUCCAUGUGCAAUACAGGAGGGUGACUAAAGGCCACUCCCCCAUUCCCAUAAUGUAAAACGCAUAUAUACAUGAUCACAUUGGACUAGCCUAUUUGUAAGAUUCCUGUUGCAUUUUGCAACAGGACACAACGCUUCCAGCUAUACCAACUCUGUACAAGAUGCCUAUGAGUAGCUCAGUUUUGCAAGUAGAUGAGAUAUCUUCCACUUGUUUUGCAUGAGGGGAUGCAUCAUCAAUACUGUAUGUAGAAUGUCACAUGCUAAUAUCUGCUUAGGAAUCUCACAUUGAUUCCUACAAGGAGGACUGUGCAAAUUUGGUAAAUUGUGAAGCAGCUAUAAGUGUAAAACUCUGCAUUUCCUGACAAGCAUUUCAUGUUUUGAUUUAGAAGUUGGUUCACUAUGAGCAAUAACACAAAAACUGCUACCUACCUCUUCGAUGUCAGCUGUUAACAUUGCUCUAGCUUUGCUUUGAUUUAUAUUUCUCUGUGAGAAAAUAUUUUAGUUGGGGCUAAGUAAGAAUUGUCUUUUCUGUUUGCACCUCCUUGUUAUGAACUAUGUUAUGAACUAUGUUAUGAACUAUAUAGAAUUCCACUGCCAAAGGUGACACUUUAAAGGGUGGUUUAAUAAUAAUCUUAAAUCACCAUCAAUCGUGAUUUUUCUACUGAAACCCCAUAUUUCUUGUUUUGAUUUCUCAAUAACUUUCUCCUUCUUACCUUUUUUCUUUUGAUCUAGCACUUGAUUUUUUUAAGAAGUCUUUUUAGGGGGGACACACACCCAUAUUUUAAAGAUGUAAAAAUUAGCUUUUUACCUAAAAUGGGCAAUUAGGACCAAAGAUAUUGUUUCAUUUAUUUGUCAUAAAUAAAAGACAAUCUAUCACCAUUUUCAUAGGCUCUCAUUAUUAAUAUUUUUAAAACAGUAAACAUGCAUAGAGCCUACCAUUAGACCACUACUUAACUACUUAAAAUAGUUGAUUAAGAUCUGCCUGUGGCAAUGUCAGCUAUGGGGGUGGGGGGGAUGGGACAAAGACUCAUUAAAGUAAGCAUUCUCCCAUUUAUGCACUGCUUGAGUACAGAUUUCAGCAUUAAAAUAUGACCAGUCUGUAGUUGGCCAAAGGGAUGGUUUACACAGAUAACAAGGUCCAUUCAUUUAUUAAUGCUCAUUUUUUAAUUUACAAUUUGUUUUGAUGGUGGGUAACAGAGUAAAAACAUGACCAUCAUAACUUACAUGUAUCUGCAUUGUAAGCCAUCUGCUUUGGAUUCUACACAUAUUUUCACUUUUUCUAUUUUCUUAAUUUAUAUUCUAGAAAUUGUGGUCAGGCUUUUCCAUUUGGACAAUAAAAGUACACACUCAUACAUAUGCACCUCCAUGACAAUCUUAUUUGUGAGUACUAUAGCAACUGUGAAGACUGACUUAUUACUAAGGUAUAUUUUUAAAAACCUCUUGAAGCACAACUUAGUAGAGUCAAAGCCAAAGAAAGGGUUUAAUGAACACUGCUCCAUUUCAAUGGGAAUUGUACUGGAGCAGAGCAUGGAGAAUUGCUAUGAGAGCAAAAACUCCCAAAAACUCCCAUUAAAAAUGGGCUGGUUAAUCACCACCAUAUUUAAGUUAUAAAUGGCUUUUGCUGCUUUGGGUCUCUAUGUGCUGAAAGGUGGGGGUAAAAAUGUAAUGAAUUAAUGUCUUACUGGUGAUUAUGUGGUUUCAUUAAGGGAAAAGAAAAAGUGAAACUCACAGUACUGUCAAGAGAAUUCAGCACAGAGUUAGCUGCUCUUUGGGUUAAAAAUAAUGAAUCCUGAAAGCUUCAAACAUAGAUUCCCUAGAUUUAGUUUUAGCCUUGUACAAUAAUGCAGUCUGAGGCAUAAUCUAUGGACAGACCUCUUGAAAAUUAAUAAGAAAUGCUUUGUAAAUCCUCACCAACACCCCUUAGUAAUCGGAAGAAAUCUAAUUUUCAUCUCACUUUCUGAGAGUCUUCAAGUUGAUUUAAUGUGAACAAUGUAAGGUCAAAGCUGUGUUCCGCUUGCGGGGGGUGGGGGAAGCCACACAUCAGUGCUCUGAUCCAGCAAGGCAUACUCGCAGCAGAUUUCCCUGCAGGCAAUGUGGACCUGGAUCUGUGGUAUGAUGCCAUCCAAGAGGCCCAUUGAGCUGGCUGACUGUGUCAGAGCUGCUACUUGUACAUGACUAGCACUGAAUCAGAGCCUAGGUGCAUAAAGAUCCUGUGGAACUAAUGUCACGUUUAGAUCGGGUUGCAAUCAGCUUUGUGUAGAGAAGAUUAGUAUAUAUUAUAUAAAUGAUUCAGUUGUGUGUCUUUAGGUAUAUGGUUCAAACCACCUAACACCAUUCUUGUUCAAACCCCAUAGAAAUAAGUGCAGAUUAUGCAGCAGUUGUGGGACUUGUGUCUAGAAACAAUAGUGUCAGCGUUGUAAAUGUAUUAAUCAAUGAAAGCACAAUUUGUACAAAUAAAUAGCACAUUUUGUAUUGUUGAAUUGUUUUUAAUGUUGGUAAAGAAAAAAAUCUUUGUAUAUUGGGUGGAAAAAAUGAGAUGUAUAUAAUUUUCCAUUUUUAUUGUUGUUGAUGAUAAUGGCUAUUGUAUAAUGUAUAAUGUUGGGUGGAGGAGGAUAAUUUUGACUGGCUUAUAAGAUGAAGUUUUGUGGAAGUAUUGAUGAUCUUUGGGUUUUUUUUCCCCUUUUUGAUGCUUAAAAAUGUGCACCAUGGGAACUUAAGCACAUAUUCCAUAAAUGACGACUGUGUUCCUAGGUACACCCACUUGGAGGCAUGUUGCAUUCCUCUUUAAUAAUACUUGCUUUCAAGUAGAAAAGAGUCACAGUGAUAAUUACUAAUGCCCUUCUUCACUUUUUGUGAUAUUUAUCUUUUCCUCCUAUCCAAAGAGCAUCUGUAUCCAUGUGUCAAUGUGUGAUCUUCUGAAAUUUAUCUGCCUGCACCAAUUAGAAAAGUUUUUAAGGUUCCAUAUACAACUUCUGGAUAUGCUUUAUAAAAAUGACUCCAGAUGUACCAAGACCUAUAUCCUGGCAAAUGUCUCCACAGUACAACUAUCAGUAACAGCUGGGAGAAAUAGCAACAUCUGAGAUCAGCUGACUCUAGGAAAUAAAGGCUUCUUAGUUUUAAAUACAGGCUUGUGGAAAGAUAAAAUAAGAAAACUACUUCAUUAGAUCACUGGGAAAAGAGCUCAUCUUUUCCUCAGUACACAACAAAAGUAUAGUGCUUUUAUACCACUUUAGUGGUGAAGUCUUCUCCAUUCCUUCCCCCAUCCAAAGAACCCUCUAAUUCUCUCACAGAACUAUAUGACUAUUAAACCAACUUAAAACUCUAGUGUAGGUGUAUCCUGAGGGUCUGCUUGAUGGACAAUAAGAUAACAUAAGCAGAUGCUUGGGAAAUGUGGUAAUCUAAAAGUAUAUAAAAGCAGCCUGUUGUCAAGGGCAGAAGAAAUAGCAAGAGAUAUAUGAAUCAAGGUGCUCUCUGGAUUAGUCCCAGCUAAAAGAGAAGUCUUUUUUUAAAAAUCCUCUUAGAGAUGAGCUUGAUAACAAAGAGAAAUAGCCACUUAAGUAUGUAUGUUUUUCUUUUAGUCUGUUUUUUCCAAAAUAGGAGCAGCAUAAGCUACCAAGAUUUUCUUUUUAUCAAUAGGCAAUGUAGUCGUAAAUCUUAUAUUCCUUGUUUUCAUAAAUGAAUGUAAUUCAUUAUUGAUGCAUGGUAUUUUCAUUAAAAAAACAACAACCUAUGAAAUAAA